AAAACGUUGAUUUUAAUUGGUUAUCGUUUGUUAUAUAAAGCGGUCGUUUCCCGUGUGCUUCCUGUUUACUUCUACCAUAUAGCUCGUAGCAAGAAGGUGGCGGGAAACCUUUUAGAAAUAAAGAACAAAAAUGAUGAACGGAUCAGGAGAUAGUUUUUACCUUCAGAAGGACAUCAAAGACGAUGAUCCAGAAAUGGCAGCAAUUAUUAGAAAUGAAAAAAAUAGACAAAUGAAAGGCCUAGAACUGAUUGCAUCAGAAAAUUUCACUAGCAAAGCAGUUAUACAAGCACUGGGUUCCUGUUUGACUAAUAAAUAUUCUGAGGGGCAACCAGGUCAAAGGUACUAUGGUGGAAAUGAAUUUAUUGAUGAGAUGGAAAGACUGUGCCAAAGGAGGGCGUUAGAGGCUUAUAAACUUGACCCUGCAAAAUGGGGAGUAAAUGUUCAACCAUUGUCUGGAAGUCCAGCAAACUUUGCAGUAUAUACAGCACUAGUAGGACCACAUGGUAGAAUUAUGGGUCUUGAUUUACCUGACGGUGGACAUUUAAGUCAUGGUUUUAUGACUCCUACUAAGAAGAUCUCAGCAACAUCAGUGUACUUUGAAUCAAUGCCAUAUAAAGUUAACCCAGAAACAGGGCUGAUUGAUUAUGAUGAACUCCACAGAAAUGCCAAACUGUUUCUACCAAAAAUGAUUGUAGCAGGUAUCAGUUGUUAUUCCAGAAAUCUAGAUUAUGCCAGGUUCAGGAAAGUGGCUGAUGAGAAUGGUGCUUACGUGUUGGCAGAUAUGGCUCAUGUUAGUGGAUUAGUAGCGACAGGAUUAGUGGCUAAUCCAUUUGAACAUUGUGAUGUUGUUACUACAACAACCCAUAAAUCACUCAGAGGACCCAGAUCAGGAAUGAUCUUCUACAGAAAAGGUGUUCGAAAGGUACUCAAAGAUGGUAAAGAAGAAAUGUAUGAUUUAGAGAAAAAGAUAAAUGAAGCUGUGUUUCCAGGCUUACAAGGUGGUCCACAUAAUCAUCAGAUUGCAGCUGUUGCAGUAGCCUUGAACCAGGCAUGUAGACCAGAAUUCAAAGUUUAUCAAGAACAAGUAAUAGCCAAUGCCCGUGUAAUGAGUAAAGUAUUACAAGAAAAGGGAUAUAAGGUUGUAACAGGUGGUACUGACAAUCAUUUAAUCUUGGUUGACUUGAGACCAAAUGGAAUAGAUGGUGCUCGGGCUGAGAAAGUUCUGGAAGAUGUUAGUAUAGCUCUGAACAAAAACACCUGUCCAGGUGACAAAAGUGCUCUUAAACCAAGUGGUCUUAGAAUAGGAUCUCCUGCUCUUACCUCCAGAAAUAUGAAGGAAAAAGAUUUUGAACAAGUAUCAGAGUUUAUACAUCAAGGGUUAGUGAUAACAAAGGAAGCUAUGGAAGGUUGUGGACCAUUAUUGAAAGAUUUUAAGGCUAAGAUAAUAACAGACGAAAAGAUUAAACAGAAAAUAGCAGCACUAAAGGCAGAUGUCGAGAAGUUUGCUAUACAGUUUCCAAUGCCAGGACUUGAUGGGUGGUGAAGGAUUUAUGUUAAUGACUCAGAGGGUUAUAGCUGUAAUGCACAUGUGUUGUAGUAUCUGCUAUGUUUUAAUGGCAUAAUUUGUGGGUUAAUAAAUACAUAAUAUGAAUAUUAAUUUUUAAGAAUGAUUAUGGGAGUAAAAAUGACAUGGUGAAUUAAUUUAUAUAUUUUUAAAGUUAUCAUGGAUGUUCACAAUUGUGUAUACUUGUACUGUUUAAACGAUGCAUGCAGAGAAUGAUUUAGAAAGAACCAGCAUGUGAAGAUCAACACUAUUUUUAAUGUUACAUGAAAGAACUUGUACAUGACUUAAUUGUGAUAUUGAAAUAUUUUCAUUUGUUAAUGUCAAUGAAUUCAUUUAUGAGUUAACAUGUGAUUUUAAACAAGGGAGACAUUUUUAUGGCUGGUGAUUUUUCUAAGUUCUUUGUGUGUUCCCAGGGUACCAUAUUUAUAUGAACUAGGCACUAGUUGUAUUUGUUUUGUUUGUUUAAUUGAUGGAGUUAAGCACCACUUUAUAUGCCUCUGUACACUUCCAUGGUAUACAUUUUUGUUGGGAGGAAGAAAGUAUGUCCAGGGUAAAAACCCCAACCCUUUAGACUUAGUUUUGGUAACUUUACCAAUGUGCAUAACCCGAGCAAGGCCCUAUUCAUGUAUGAAAACUAUGAAUGUUUUAGCGUUUAAUUUAUGUUAUAGUUUUAUUUUUACACGGUGAAAAGAUUGAGAUUAAUGUUAUUGUUGUGUUUUUGUUUGGCAAAAUCUUGUCUUGUAAAGAUGCCCUGGUUAUAGCUGUCUGUCCCUCCUAAGUUAUUUAGAAUGUGGGACCAAAAUUAACCAUUAGUUAUCUGAAUAUACAUAUGUUGCAGAAAAUAUUCAAUAAGAAAUAGAUAAAAAAGUUAGAAUGACGUGACAUUUGACCCGUAUCCAAAAAUUGUUAGGGUGGUUCAUACACACUUCAUUUGUCUUGUGGGUAGAUUUGGGUUGAAGUAUUAAACCUAUAAAUACUUCUACAAGGUGAUUUUUUUUUUACUUUAUAUAAAAUAUAAUUAAUGUGUUUUAAAUGAUGUUAUUUCUUAGUUGGUUUACGUUUGUUCAUUUUCACGUUUAUUCUAUUAUUGAUGGAGUUUGAAGAAAAAAAGUUGAGUACUAAAAAUCUGGCAGUUAACAGAAAAACUGAGUGCCUUUUUUCAGUAUUAGAUGUAACAUUCCUCAACUUGUAAUACCUAGAUAUGAAUGUUAUGUCUUAUAUGACAAAUAAAUAUCAACCAUGACAGUACCAUUCAACUAAAUAAUUUAGAUUUAUUAUGGUAUUACUUGUUUACUUGACUCAUGUCUAUAUAUCUGGAAAUCAAAAUCAUUAUCAUUUUUCAUUGCAGUCAUUCUUUCAUAAACAUCAUAUAGUUCAAUGACAAUCUUGCUAAAUUACUUUUAACUUAUUUUUUUAUUGGUUGAUUUCUGAAGAAAAUUCAUACACUUCAACUGUAAUAUCUUUGUAUGUGCCAUUGUACAGGGGCUUUAAGUAAUUGUAAGGUUAAUCUUUUUCCUUCUGUUCAAAAGAUCUCUUAAAAUAUGAAUUAAAGAUUUGAAAUUAUGUAAAGGAAUCAUGUGAAGAAAUCCUUUUUAUUUAUUAUUUAUGAAACAUUUGUGAUUGUGCAGAUUAAAUCUGUUUAUUGGUUUUUCUCCCUUUAUAUUCAUUUUGUGAAGAGAAGCAGUUUUGUAUAAGAAACAACCAAAUAAAAGCAAGAUACAAAUUAA
Messenger RNA from Mytilus trossulus (common blue mussel), 3291 nucleotides. Its product is annotated as serine hydroxymethyltransferase, cytosolic-like. Gene Ontology annotation, molecular function: mRNA regulatory element binding translation repressor activity; glycine hydroxymethyltransferase activity; mRNA 5'-UTR binding. Gene Ontology annotation, biological process: folic acid metabolic process; tetrahydrofolate interconversion; L-serine catabolic process. Gene Ontology annotation, cellular component: cytoplasm; cytosol; nucleus. The transcript has 8 exons. The record is from RefSeq and is a predicted model, not a curated record. Bases 131 to 1543 code for a protein of 470 amino acids. NCBI's taxonomy places the organism in Eukaryota, Metazoa, Mollusca, Bivalvia, Mytilida, Mytilidae.